AUGGAUAUUGCAAUUGGAGCACCGCAGCAGCCCAUAAACUUCGAAAUAUCUCCACAAUUGCUGAUUGAGGAGGCAAAUAAAAUUACGAGUACUACGAAGUCUCUCUGGAAUACACUGGUGGCCACUAUCAGUGUUAAGGAUGCUACUUUUGUGAAUACCGUAUGGCCAGUUAUUCAAGACGAAAACUCCUGUUUUGAGAGAGAGCGUAUCCUGCGCUUUUAUGCAUCAACUUCUCCAUCCAAAGAUUUACGGGUUGCCUCAAAGACAGCAUUCAACAUAUUUUCUGAUGCCAGAGUCGAUUUGUUUUCUCAGCUUGAAAAUUUUCGCCUGAUAGACAGUGUCUUCAAAAAUGCAGCAAACCAAAAGCCUAUCUUAGAUAGUGAAUCCGAUCACUAUCUUCGGAAAAUUCAUCGAAAAUUCAUUCAAAACGGAUGUGGUCUCACGGAUGAAGCCCUCAGGAAGGAAUUUAGCAUCAAAAUGAAGCGCAUAAGUUACCUUGAGCUCGAGUGCAACAGCAAUCUUGUCGAAGAAACUACGGGUCUUUGGCUCACUCGUGAGGAGCUUGGGGGAUUAUCAGACGCGACACUAAGCCGGCUUCAUGAAGGUGAGGGUAGCCAAGUUGGCCGCCUUUGGCUGCCUACUAAGACUCCGACCAGCACCCCAGCAAUGGAGCAGGUAAAGCGUGAAUCGACUAGGAAGAAGAUACACUAUGCUAUCAAAAAUCGAGUCAUACAAAACGCACCUCUCUUUCAAGAACUAGUGCUGCUUCGCGAUGAAACCGCCAGAAUCCUAGGGUAUCCAAAUCACUUCAUGAUGAGAACAACUGGUAAGAUGAUUCAACAUCCCGAGAUCGUUAUCAGGCUACUAUCAGAGAUUCGCGACGCUUUAACCCCCCAGGCUAGAGUUGAUGCAAAAGAAUUUCUCCAGAUGAAGCAGCAGGAGCCAACUGCCUUUGUGGAAACCAAGAACAUAUUGUUUCACUGGGAUGUGCCAUACUACCAUACGCGAAAACUUAAAAGAGAGGAGCCACCGGAGUUUUCACUCUCGGAAUACUUCGAGCUAGAGACGACGCUUACAAAACUUCUCCAGAUGUUUCGACAUCUCUUCGGAGUAGAGCUUCGUGCAGUCGAUACUAUAACCUAUAAGCACCUUAUUUGGCAUGAGGAUGUGAAGAUGUACACUGCUUGGAAUAUUGAUGGCUUACAAGAGGAGUUUCUUGGGUACGCUUAUCUCGAUCUCUUUCCUAGAGAUGGGAAGUAUAGUCAUGCAGGGAACUAUGCAUUACAAUAUGGAUACCAGCGCCAUGAUGGGACUCGCUUUUACCCAUCCUCGGCUUUAGUCAUGAACUAUUUUAAGCCAGCUUUUAAUAAGCCGACUCUUUUUAGCCUAGAUGAUGUGAGAAAAUUGUUCCAUGAGCUAGGACAUUUAUUCCAUGCACUUUUCACUACAACAAGGUUUGCAGGAUGUUGUGCUGUUGAUCGUGACUUUGUGGAGAUACCAAGUUUAUGUCUUGAGCAAUUCUUUUGGGUAGAGCGUCAUAUUAAAGAGACCUCGUUCCAUUAUUCCUAUAUCAAUUCUUCGAUGAAGGAUGCCUGGAUAGCAAGUCUUGGAAAUGGUCAACAGACCAAUCUUCCGAAUAUGCCUCCUCUUCAACUUGACGACAAACAAGUGGCAGAUCUAUCUCGCAGAGGCAAAGCCAGAGCAGCCCAAGGGCAGCUAGGUAAUGUCUCCUUGGCCACCUAUGAUGUACUUGUUCAUAAUCCAAGUUCAAGCGAGGAGUUGAGAAGAACUAAUCUCACGGAGCUGUUUAAUAAGACGCAAUCGGAAAUCCUAGGUGUUGGAGGAGGAGAGCUUUUAGGAGAGGGAUGGGAGUGGGGCCAUGGCCAGACGGUUUUUCGAGCCCUGGUUAACAAAUACGAUGCCGGGUACUACACUUAUCUUCUGGGCAGAGUGUUUGCUUUUGAUGUUUUCAAGACCGGGUUCAGCCAGGAUACAAUGAGUACAGAGGCUGGACGAAGAUAUCGUGAUAUGAUACUUCGAAAAGGCGGCUCCCAGCCUGAGAUGAAGACAUUGAGGGACUAUCUAGGUCAUGAACCAACUGCUAAGCCAUAUCUCCAGUGGCUCGGAGUGAAAUAUAGUGAAUAUUAG
Messenger RNA from Penicillium taxi, 2148 nucleotides. Its product is annotated as M3 family metallopeptidase. The record is from RefSeq and is a predicted model, not a curated record. Gene Ontology annotation, molecular function: metalloendopeptidase activity. Gene Ontology annotation, biological process: proteolysis; peptide metabolic process. Bases 1 to 2148 code for a protein of 715 amino acids. Lineage: Eukaryota; Fungi; Ascomycota; Eurotiomycetes; Eurotiales; Aspergillaceae. The transcript has 3 exons. Gene Ontology annotation, cellular component: mitochondrial intermembrane space.